Astyanax mexicanus (Mexican tetra) is the source of this 1683-nucleotide messenger RNA. RefSeq names its product phosphatase, orphan 2 (gene phospho2). The coding region runs from base 162 to 887 and encodes 241 amino acids. Gene Ontology annotation, molecular function: phosphatase activity. The transcript has 3 exons. Lineage: Eukaryota; Metazoa; Chordata; Actinopteri; Characiformes; Acestrorhamphidae. The record is from RefSeq and is a predicted model, not a curated record.
UAUUAAAGAGAAAAAAAAAUCCCAGUCCAGAAAAACGAUAUUGGACCCAGGUUCAAGGUUUACACGCACACCUAAGGAGUCUUCCACAGGGGCACUGCCGGUAUAUUCAGCCUGUCUGUAUUUUCAGAGAAGAAGAUUCUGUUUAUCUGGAGCUGGCCAAGAUGAAGACGCUAGUUGUGUUUGACUUUGAUCACACACUGGUGGAUGAUAACAGCGACACAUGGGUGAUCCGCUGUGCUCCAGAGCAGAGUUUACCAGCCUGGCUUAAGAACUCCUAUGAAAAAGGCCGCUGGACAGAGUACAUGGGCCGGGUUCUGUCCUACCUCAGGGAUCAGUCCGUCCAGCCUGACACGAUCAGAUCCGUUAUGGAAACGAUUCCUUUCACAGACGGGAUGGUGGAGCUUCUGACCUUCAUUUCACAAAGCAAGAGUGAAAUCGACUGCAUCAUCGUUUCUGAUUCCAACACGCUCUUCAUAGACUGGAUUUUACAGGCCCGUGGCUUGAAGAAUGCUAUUGACAGCGUGUUUACAAACCCCGCUAGUGUUAAUAAUGAGGGUUGCAUAGGAGUUCAGUGCUUCCAUUCGCACCAGUGUGAUCACUGCCCAGUUAACCUGUGCAAACAAAAGGUUUUGAGUGAUUUCACAGAAAACCAAGCCAACUCUGGCAUCCACUAUCAGGCUGUAUGUUAUGUUGGGGAUGGAGGGAAUGAUUUUUGUCCUGUAAAAGUUCUGAAAGAAACAGAUCUGGUGAUGCCGCGGAAAGGGUACACACUUGAAAAGCUGCUGCUCAAGGCCAGUAGUGAAAAUGUUGCACUUAAACCUCAGGUUGUGCCAUGGAGCAAUGGCAAUGAAAUUCUUGAGCAGUUGCAAAAACUCGUUCAGCAGUAAUAUGCUGUUUUAAUUGAGCAAGGACAAUCUGGCUAAGCAUUUUCGAAAGGCAUAAACCUGUUGCAAGUAGAGAUGUUCCAAAAUUAUUCUUUCUAAACAAAAUAAAACAUUUGGUCAAAGGUUAAAUACUGGACAUGUUUCUGCAGGUUUAUAUUUAUUUGAGCUCUUUUUAAUAAAUUUAAAGGGCCUAACAUAGAAGAGAAUACUGUAGCAGACAUAGCAACAAAGCACAAUAUACCUGACCAUUACAUAGGUGCUAUUUCAUUCAUAAACUUACUUCAGCGGUGCUAUUCAAGUCUCACGUGAGUGAAAUUUACACCAAAUUUGCUAGUGUACAAAGCUGCAAGACAUUUAGCAAACACACAGAUCCUAGGGCUAAGUUACCUCAGCUAACAUUACUAUCCAAACGCAGUACAGAUUGUACCUGUCUUUUGAAAAAAAGAAAACAGUAUGUAAAGAGAUACAAGAUAUCAAAGUACGAGACGUAAUGCUGAAUGCUUUAUUUUGUUUAAUUUAGGCAAGUAGUGUGUAAAACUGAACUUAAACCUGCUAUUUGAAACACCACUUAAAUAGAAAUUAAAAUAGACAAGUGUUAUUGUUCAGUAUAAAUUAUUGUUGUUCAGUCUGUUUGCUAAUUUGUCCAAACAUUCUAAUUGCUUUUUUGCAUUUUUUGGGCAAAUAUUUGGUGCAUCUCUACUUGCAAGACUAGGUGCUAGUUUCUAAGCCAGAGCCAUAUUAAGGAGCUUGUGUACCAAGAUAUUAAAUAACAACUAAUGAAUAAAAGGUUUUAAUUGUU